AUGAAGACUCACUUUCCUUCCGGUGCAAGCGACGAAAAAGAAUCACCAAAUCGAGACCUCUCUUGCUACUAUGGCCUGAGAGAAAACCCGAAGAAAACCCAGAAAUUUGCGGGGUCGAAUUCUUCAGAAGCUUCGAUGGAUCAUCACUCGGGCACGAGGAAGAAUCUGGUUCGAUGCAAAGAAUGUGGAAAAGGGUUUCGGUACGACAAAUGCCUGACGAAUCAUCGAGCUUGGAUGCAUUCGGGGAGCCAGAGCGCUUCUGAAGAAUCCAGAGCGAGUCUGUGUGGUUUCAGCCUCGUGAGAAGGAAGAGAUCGAGAGUGAACAGGUACAAGAAAACUCGAUUAUCUUCCUUCAUCACAUUUCCAGAAUAUCUUUCUGUUUCUGCAACCGAAGAAGAACUACAAGUUGUGGAAUGUCUGAUUCUCUUGUCUGAGAGUGGCGGGAACGUCUUGGAUGGUCUCAAACUCGUCGGUGAAGCUCUGGAAGCUCACUCCGAGACUCCUGGAACUCAAGAUUCUUGGAGUUGCUUGAGCAGCAAGAAACCGAGGACUAGUGGUGAAUUCGAUCAUGACGAGACUUGCAAAGAUAAGAACACGGGCCAAGGCAGUGAAUCGGAAAAAGGGUCUCGGGAUAAUCACCAGAAGAACCUCGGAGAAGAAGAAGAAUCGAAGAGAAUAAUGUGCUUGGAUGAUGAUGCUGAGGAACCCGGAAAGAGUUCACCUCAAGUUGCAGGUUCCAGUCCCGUUCUUGCGCCUUGUUCGGAUGAAAGGAGGAGUUUCGAGCACAGAUGCAGGACCUGCGACAAGACAUUCUCGUCUUAUCAGGCACUGGGAGGGCAUCAGACGUUGCACAGGAUGAGAAACAAGGCUGGAUCUGGGCAGAAAACAGAGAGGCGAAGAGAGACAGGGGAGCCGAAUGGUUCAUCAGUGGAACACAAAUGCAUCAUCUGUUCUAGGGUUUUCAAGUCUGUUCAUGCCCUGGGAGGCCACAAGAAGUGUCAUCACCUGAGAAAAUCUUCUAAAGUUGGAGAUUCACGGAAUUUGACAGAGGAGGAGACGUAUUUCGGUUCGAACAACGGAAUCGAUCUCAACGUUCCGAUUGCUUGCGCUGUCGAGCAGGUCUAA
Tarenaya hassleriana is the source of this 1125-nucleotide messenger RNA. Its product is annotated as zinc finger protein ZAT9. The transcript has a single exon. Bases 1 to 1125 code for a protein of 374 amino acids. The record is from RefSeq and is a predicted model, not a curated record. NCBI's taxonomy places the organism in Eukaryota, Viridiplantae, Streptophyta, Magnoliopsida, Brassicales, Cleomaceae.